AUGCCAUUUUACUCGAGGAAAUCUAAUGAUAUAUUUAAAGCUCAUAGCAGAAUGUCAAACAGAGCUAUAAGAGGGAGCCGUGGCUUGGCUGGUAUUUCAAAAGGCGGUAACAAAUCCAAAAACCAAUGCCUUCGUGUAAGAGGCCGUCAUUAUAACCGUGGCUACGGGGAUAUACCAAGACAUGGGAUGGUGAUAGAUGAAGCACUGGAUAAUUUAGCUAUUAAUCAGACUAAUACUGGGUUUUUCUACAUAAUAGAGGUUGCUCCUCCCAACCAGCCGGAGACAGAUGGCUCUAGUCCAAGAUAUGAUACGGAAGAAUCACACCAUCGAAGUGAGAAUGGCAGCUCGGGGAGCCAGCGAAGUUUAGUGGCUUCUCGAAAAAGAUUUCAGCAUAGUAGGAGGCUGAGAAAAGCAGACAGAUGUUUAGUCAUCGAUGGUGUCCCGGACCUUGAAAAUGUUAGGAUGGUAUAG
Messenger RNA from Eremothecium sinecaudum, 471 nucleotides. RefSeq names its product HHL280Wp. The record is from RefSeq and is a predicted model, not a curated record. The transcript has a single exon. The coding region runs from base 1 to 471 and encodes 156 amino acids. NCBI's taxonomy places the organism in Eukaryota, Fungi, Ascomycota, Saccharomycetes, Saccharomycetales, Saccharomycetaceae.